GUUGCUUAUUGGGAAAGGGAUAAUAUCUCUUCCGCUAAUAACUUCGGAUACUCAUAUAUUGGGCUCUAAUCGCAAUGCUGCAUACCUGGAUCCGGACCCUUGGAGCUUUGCUCCUCCUGGCCUCCAUGGCCCACGCUCAGUUCCAGUUCUUCGAGCACAUGUUUGGCGGCGGACGUCAAGAACAUCAGCAGCAAGCUGCUCAAAAUGAGCCCAGUGAUAGCUCACGGUAUCAAAAGAUGUGGGAGUCAGCUCAAUGCGACAAAUAUCUAUGUCCUGGUACUCUUGCUUGCGUGCAUUUUCCUCAUCAUUGCCCAUGCGCACACCCCUACAACGAAGAUAAGAUCGAACUUGGCGAAGGAAGUGCUAUCUGCAUCUCAAAGGGAGGAUUCCAACCCGGCGAAGCGGCGCGCAAGAUCGAGUUGGCUCGGAAGGGUGUCCUGUGAUCCAUAAUUUAGUAUGCGAUUGGACUACCCUUUAUAUAUAUUAACUUUUUGUGAUAUCGGUUCAAAUUUGUCUUAAUGCAAAUCGCGAGUUGAUAUUGGU
This is a messenger RNA of Aspergillus caelatus, 543 nucleotides long. It is a transcript of the gene lcl2, whose product is annotated as protein lcl2. NCBI's taxonomy places the organism in Eukaryota, Fungi, Ascomycota, Eurotiomycetes, Eurotiales, Aspergillaceae. The transcript has 2 exons. The coding region runs from base 75 to 443 and encodes 122 amino acids. The record is from RefSeq and is a predicted model, not a curated record.